GGAAGGUCACGAUGUGAUUGGAUCUCUCAGGAACCCCCCAUAUCGCUGGGACAGUCGUCUACCUCCAUGCUCGUGGGUGUGGACGCCAGGAUCAACUAUCUCUGGAUUUGGACGAAACAUUCACGAUCCACCAAUCAUUGACCUGUGCUGUGGGGGAUUCCCCUUAUUUUCCAAGAUGGCGCCGGAGUAUGCCGGGGUAGAAAACUCUUGCUGACUUGGUAGACAGGAGCAUAAGGAUGAUCGUCCUUGCUAUCUCUUUGCUCUUUGUCUUUGGGGUGGUGAGUGGACAGGAUGACUAUUCUGAGGCAAACUCCAGAUGAUCCGCACUUGCACGGCGGACCUCAACUUCCACCUGACCAUGAUCGACGGCGUUUGUCGCACCGAGCGCAACGGGAACGGCUACCUGUGUAUGUGCGGUAAAAACAUGUGCAACAUGGCCACUGGGCGACACGUGACCUUGUGGCGGCCACCGCUGGCCUUGACCUUACUCCUCAUGUGCUACGCCCUCGUGCCGGGCAGGUUACGCCUGGUGUGAAGGUCGUGUGCUGGACUUUCAGUCUCCCGCUUCACUGUGUGAACGAUUGGGAUUGAUUUGUUUUGAGGGUUGUUAUUUUGGCCUCUAGCAACCGAAUUCCAAGGAAUUUUGGCGGGUUUUUUUUUCUUCCGAAAACGAGUUGGUUUGUUUUUCGCUUUCUUCCACUGUCGUCAUUUAAGAGUUACAUGACGUUAUAAAUAUGUUUUCUGAAAACUCAAAACUAUCUUUUGGCUGUGAAAUGUUAAAUUAUAUUUUCUGUUGAUGGCAUCUGGCAUCUGGCAACCUUGGAUGUCUGGGAACUGACACGUCAGGGGAUUUUUUUUCAGAACGUCACCGUAUAUAUGUGCACGUAAUCGGCUUACGUCAUUCACGACUCCGCCUAG
Molecule: messenger RNA, 918 nt
Organism: Aplysia californica (California sea hare)
Lineage: Eukaryota; Metazoa; Mollusca; Gastropoda; Aplysiida; Aplysiidae
Product: protein quiver
Biological process (GO): sleep; regulation of synaptic transmission, cholinergic; positive regulation of voltage-gated potassium channel activity
Source: RefSeq, a predicted model, not a curated record